CUUAAAAAAUAUUUAAAAAAAAUUAUGACACAUUAAAAAUUUGAAAUUGACCAAAGAUUUUAAAUCUUUAAAAAUCUCAAAUUAAAAAUUUUUUAACCUCAAAAAAUUCAAAAAUGUCAAAAAUAACAACAAUAAUCUUCGCAAUCAUAAUCCUCAUCAUAAUUCCAACAACCCUAGCAGCCUACAAUUCAACAACAGAAGUCAAAGGCUUCAGAAUCGGCGAAUGCAAAGCGUGGACUCAGUUCCGCAAAAAAUUCAACAAAACUUACUCAUCUGUUCGCGAAGCAAAGCGUCGGAAAAUGAUUUUCAUUAAAAAUUAUCGGCUUGUCACGAACCACAACAAGCACUACGACUUGAACCUUGAAAGUUUUUUGUGCUCUAUAAAUCGAUUUUCUGACUUGACAAAAGAGGAAUUUCAGCAAAAAUAUACAGGAUUUCAACCGCCAACCGACUACAAUGUCACACACGAGCAAGGUUUUGGAAUUAAAGCUGUUGGAACUGGAAUUGUUGUUGGGAAUCAUAAAAAAAUUAUUCAAGAAGCAAAAGUGUUGAAAUCAAUCGAUUGGAGGAGAACAGCUGUGACUGGAGUUAAGAAGCAAGGUGAAUGUGGCAGUUGUUGGACAUUCUCAGCUGCUGGGGCACUUGAGGGACAAAUUUUCAUUAAAGCAAGGAAGUUGUAUGAAGUUUCUGCUCAGUACUUCUUGGAUUGUGUGAAGACAAACAUUACCGAUGGCUGCACUGGAGGUCUCAUGACAGAUGUCUACAAAUUUUCUAUGACCAACGGCAUUGUGGAAGAAGCCAGACAUCCAUACACAGACGGACAAUCUCCAGAUGGAUGUACAAUUAAAGAUUUAACAAUCCCAAUCAAAGUCACUGGAUACAUUGAACUCAAAAAAGUUUCUGAAGAUGAAUUACUUCGUGCUGUGUCUACAAUUGGACCAAUUAGCAUAGCUAUUGAUGCUCGAUGGCAGUCGCUCCAGUUUUAUGAGACUGGGGUGUAUUUUGAGCCACUUUGUGAUCCAAAUGAGUUAAAUCAUGCUGUGUUGGUUGUCGGAUAUGGAACAGAUGAAGAUUUUGGCGAUUAUUGGACUGUGAAGAACUCUUGGGGCAGUGGAUGGGGUGAAUAUGGAUACAUUAGGAUGGCAAGAAACAAGUCAAAUCACUGUGGAGUGGCGACAAUGCCGAGUUAUCCUGUAGUCAGCGUGAGAUUCUAG
Messenger RNA from Chironomus riparius, 1214 nucleotides. The record is from the annotation of a GenBank genome assembly. Lineage: Eukaryota; Metazoa; Arthropoda; Insecta; Diptera; Chironomidae.